AUGGAGGGCGCUGCGUUGCCGGCAGCGCCGAAGGUGUGCCGGCGCUGUCGCGUCGAGAAAAAUAUCGACCAGUUUUACGAUCGUCGUGGCAAUGGCAGGCUUGUGUUAAACUGCCUGGAGUGCCGGGAUCGGCUUGCGGGAGCUAGAGCUGCAUCGACGGCCGCCAUCUCAGCUAUGAGCGCGAUCGGACGUGGUGAGAGCGCUGCCCUCUCUCUGCCCGACCCAGUACAUCUUGCACCGCGGCAAAACCUCACCCAUCGGGUACUUGCCAGUAUGUACCAUGAGGGUGGACGUCUGGAUACGGACACGCCGGAGAUGGCGGCUGCUCGCGGCCAGGUUUCAGCCAUCCGGCGACAGCAUCGCGUCCAGCGCCGUCAGGGCGAAGAGCCCUCCCAGACCCCCACCAUGAGUGGUCUGCUUCGUCAACAACAGCCGGCGGAUGCCGAGGAUGGCCCCGCCUCUGCCCAGCAGAGGGAUGAUGCACCGAGCGCCGUGAGAGACGACGAGGACAAUCCGCAGGCCACCCAACCACAGCUCCCCCGCGCUGGGCGGAUUCCUGCACGCCGUCGUCCCCCUCCCAGUUCUCCGCCACGGUCUCAUGGUCGUCAGCGUGGACGGCCACGACUUUCACGCAACCCGCUCAUGGCGGAUGGUGUUUGCAAGCGCUGUCAUGACAAAGAUGACAAGAAGCGGCAGGACGAACCUUUUCUCCUCUCCGCAGAGAACAAGCUUGAUUUUGGUGCCGUCCCACCCGAGUUGCCCCAACUAGAGCCGCUGGAGGAGCUUUGCAUUGCGCGUGUGCACGUCAGCGUCAAUGUCUUCACGGUAUACGAUGCUUCGCUGCGAGAGAGUGUACUAGCUAAUCAGCGUCAGGUUCGUGGGCAGCAAUACAAGUAUCGCGGGCAUGUUGUACACUUUUUGCGCGACGUGGGCAAGGUGUACUCAGAGCUUCCCUUGCUGCCCAAGGAUUUGGACAUUGUCAUCCUCCGACCGCGUGGAUCCGAAGCGGUCGAACAGAUGGAUCGACAAUUCCGCAACCGCUUCCGAGUCCGCCGAGCAGCAGUCGAGACAUGGCUCAGAUUCCUCGCCAACAACCACCUUGGCUACAGAAAUUUCACCUGGAACUACGACAACCUCUCCCAGUUGCCAGAGGACGGUGACGUCUUUGACCAGCUGAAUAUCCACGAGGUCGCCGAGUCUGGAGGUUUGCCUGCAGAUUCUGGCCCUGUUGAAGAACCGGAAGAGGACAGAGAGGUUGUUGACGAAGCCGCAGUGCCCAAUAUGCUAAUCCAUGAUUCGGAAUUGAACCAGCUUCAAGGGCGAGUCAAGGAUGGGGCUACUGAGGUCAAUGAGCAAGUGCCCCUAGAGUCAGCCGACCCCCAGGCUGCUCACCAGCUGCAGAUGCCUUCCAUCCGGCGCACUCCCCUCGAUGAGUUCAACCAAAAGCAUGCGCUGCUCUCUCUCGCCUGCCCGACCCUGUUCCCUCGGGGAGUUGCGGAUUUUGAUGGCCGAUUUGCCAAACACCACAGCUUCCGAUUUAUCGCGCUAAACACUCUGAUGAGGCAGCAGGCGAGGGGUCAUAGCCGAUUCUACGUCAGCAAGAACCACCGAACGCCUCUUACGAAGGAGGCGCUGCAGGAGGCGCUUGCUGAUCCGGACACGCCAGAGGCCCAGGCCAUCCUCAACCGGAUCUCUCGCUAUGCUAGUGUCAUCAAAGGCACACGUCCCUUUUGGUACCGCCGACGUCGCGAGUGCGAGUCUUUUGCGCACUGUCUUGGUGUCCCCUCUGCUUUCAUCACACUGAGCCCAGCCGACCUGCACUGGCAGAGCCUCUACCGGCACAUGCCCGAGUACGAGGAGUGGAAGGCGCUUGAUGAGCCGAGACGCAUGGCCAAGUCCCGCCGGCUGUUGCGGGAGAACCCGCAUAUCGCGGCCUGGCACUUCCACUCGCGGAACUCGCUUUGCAGGAAGAUUGUGCUGAAGAAAAAGUCCAACGUGGCCGACUUUUGGUACCGGUAUGAGUGGCAAGGCCGCGGCAGUAGUCAUUCUCAUGGGCUCUACUGGUUCCAUGGGAGCCCUGCUCCUGAUAUGGCAACCCCCGAGGCGAGAGAGCGCUUCGCAAGGAUCUGGGGAUAUCACGUUACAGCAGUCAGUCCGCAGCAAGAGCAGGGCGCUGACGAGGGUAACCCUCUGUCUGUUGACCCUCUGGAGACGCCCGUUACCUGGGAGUGGCUGAACAGAAUCGUCAACCGCUGUCAGCGACACCAUUGCUCGUCGACCUACUGUCUGCGGGUGACGAAGGAAGAUGCCCAACGGGCCAGAGAGGCGGCCGGGGAGAUUGUCGGUGAAGAACGGCCGGCGCCAGAGCCCACGUGUCGGUUUCUCUUCCCCCGGCCUGUACGGGGGGCGGCCGAGGUCAUCGAGAUGGCCGGAAAGGGCUGGUGGUCGUUCGAAGCCGAGCGCAACGAUACCCACCUGAACCAGUACAACCCACUUCUCUCUCUUUGCUGGCUGGCCAAUACGGACUGCUCACCCUGCACGAGUGCGGAGGCUGUUAUCAACCAUGCUGCGAAGUAUUGCAGCAAGUCCGAGACCCAGACCAGCACAUAUGCGCAGAUUGCCCAGAGUAUCCUUCCCCACAUAUCAGACAACAACCCGAUGAUUUCUUUUGUGUCAAAGAUGAUGAAUAAACUAAUCGGAGAGAGGGACUACUCUGCGCAGGAGAUCUGUCAUAUCCUCCUGGGACUCCCUCUGCAAGAGGACAGCCGAGUGGUGCAGAGCGUUGACUGUAGGCCCCGCGAGAGACACGCUCGUGCAAUUGACAUCACGGCGGAUGGCGAUAUUGAAGAGUCUCGGACAGUCUACGAGAAGUAUCUCCGACGGCCCGAUCAUAUGGAGGAUGUCUCCUACUUCGAGUUCCUACAAAAUUGGAAUUUCAAGGCGCGGAAUCCGGUGAGAUGGGCGAUUUGGCAGGCUCCCGCACUGCCCAGGGUGUUGUACUAUUACCCCCGGUACAAGCCAGUUCGCUCACAUCAGCAGUACUCCGACUUCUGCCGGGUCAAGCUGCUGCUAAGCCAUCCCCACCGCCAGACGGAAGAUCUGUCCCAGGUUGAUGGUCGACAGUUCGACAACCACGCAUCUGCCUAUCGCUACUGCCUUGAGCAUCACGACCACCCGGAUGACCACUACGGCACGGUUGACGAGCCUGAUCCGUCUCCAGAUGAGGAGGAGUUUGAGCCAAAGGGGGACGCCGGGGACAUUACCCUUGAGGACUGGCAGGAGGUAGCGCGGUUGGUCCCCGACAUUGAGCUUCCCGAUGAACGGGCCGACUUGCUUGGCCGCCGGGACCUGGAUGUCAACUACGACUGGGCGCGACACAUCGGCCGCUAUUACCACGAGGAGGCGAAGAACGAGAACCGUCGGCCUCCGCCCCUCCGGCUGCAGAUCGAUGGAGGAGGUGGGACUGGCAAGUCGUAUAUGGUGAAGGUGAUAUCUUCUCACCUUCAAGCCAAGGCGGCUUUCUAUGGCCGGCCCUCCCCCAUCGUCAGAGCAGCUCCGACGGGCGUGGCGAGCAACCAGAUCGGGGGACAGACUCUGCAUUCCCUUCUGCGGCUCCCCGUCGACGGCAAUUACCGCUCGCUCUCCGAGACCCCGACGACCCUCAACGCCUUGCAGCGGCGGUUCAGGGGCAUCCACUACCUCGUGAUUGACGAGAAGAGCAUGCUCGGCCUCAAGACCCUCGCGUGGAUCGAUCAGCGCCUACGAGAGGUGUUCCCGGAGAAUCGCGACGAGUUCUUCGGCGGCCUCAGCGUCAUCCUGAUCGGGGACUUCUUCCAGCUUCCCCCCGUUCUGGACAAGCCGCUGUACUCAACGCGCGACGACCUGAAGGAUAUCGAGAUGGUCGGACGCAACGCGUACCUCUCGUUCGACAACUUUGCCGAUGCGCUUCGCAUCUAUCCCACCAAGGCCCAGGUCGUCGAGUACAACCACCAACACAUGCUUGGCCUGGACAGCCCCGCCAUUCAGGUCGAGGCAAAGCAUGAGGGUGUUGGUGCGGAGAAGGUUAAAUCCUCAAAUGCCGGCAACCUGGCCAAGCGCUUGCCCUUGUGUGUUGGUUGCAGGGUGAUACUAACGCGGAAUUUGUGGGCCGACGUCGGGCUCGUCAACGGCGCACAGGGCACAGUCUACGACAUAUCCUGGAAAGAAGGUGCCGACGUGCUGCGAGACCCGCCCGAGCCGCUCCUUAGCGGAGAGAAGCUGGCUGUUCCCAUCCUCCGAGUGCGGCAGGACUUCAUGGUCGGCGCCAACUCAUGUUCGAGAGACCAGUUCCCGCUGUGGGUCAGCUAUGCGAUCACCGUCCACAAGUCACAGGGCAUCACCCUGGACAAGGUCGCCUGCGAUAUCUCUGCGCCAGAGUUUGCUUCUGGCCUCUCCUACGUGGCCGUUUCGCGGGUGAAGACACUCGGCGGGCUGAUGUUUGAGCGGCCCUUCGACCGCAGCAGGAUCUACCGCGAGACACCAUCACGAGCUAUGGGGUUGAAGUUGUCCGAUCACGCUACCAGGCAACUGCAGGCGUCAGAUGCUGUGGCGGUGGGUUUAUAA
Messenger RNA from Chaetomium globosum CBS 148.51, 4602 nucleotides. RefSeq lists its product as uncharacterized. Gene Ontology annotation, biological process: DNA repair; telomere maintenance. The record is from RefSeq and is a predicted model, not a curated record. The transcript is spliced from 7 exons. Lineage: Eukaryota; Fungi; Ascomycota; Sordariomycetes; Sordariales; Chaetomiaceae. Bases 1 to 4602 code for a protein of 1533 amino acids. Gene Ontology annotation, molecular function: DNA helicase activity.